AUGGUUCGAUUAAGAGGACGAGGAGACACCUCAAAAGGGAGAGGUGAACCUUCUUGGGGCCGAGGCAAAAGUGCCUUGUCCCUUGGCCAACAAAAGACAAUAAGAAAGAAAGCAUCAACUGACAGAGGGAGAGGUGCAGACCUUUCCGAGACUAGCUCAUAUAUCCCGUCAAGGGAAGUAUCGGAGGGCAACUCAUCCUCUGUUCAGGAGCAGUCGGCCAUACAAUCGAGGCCGCAAGGGAGAUACCAGCUCAAGAACGGGCCACCUUCAUCUCACACCACUUUCGAGGGAUCGGAGAGUUCUAAUCAGGUUUCUGAGCCAUCGGCUACACCACUCCCUGAGGCACAGGUUUUUGCAUCGGUUCAUGAUAACCCGGAUGAUGGUAGAGGGGGAGAUGCUACAGCUCCCGGCCUUGAAAGAUCAAGGAAAAAAGAGGUUGGGAGGACCUCUUUGUCUGCCUGGAUGCCUUCACCAGCUUCCGUAGAGCCGAGGGAUUAUGACACAAAGGUGAGGCCGAAUAAGACUUCUACUUGGUACUCACUGAUAGAUGCGAGCGACCCGAAGAAGAAAGUUCAGCCUCCUACCACCAUAGGCCAGUCUGAUGAGCCAGCAGUGGUAGCUCCUGAGACAGUUGAUGUUCUAUCCAUUUCGGCUGAGCCUUUCUCCAGUGCUGCAGCUAUGCCCCCGCUAUCAUCCACAGCUACAACCACUACCCCCAGAGUUGCUCAAAAGCCCAUUCCCACUGCCCCACUAUUUGCAUUGGGAGUCUCCCAGAUAUUGGCGAGUCUCAAAAACUGGAUGCAGACUGCUACUGUAAAGCUGUCUGACUUGACCAAUACAGUUGCAGCGUAG
Nicotiana attenuata is the source of this 852-nucleotide messenger RNA. RefSeq lists its product as uncharacterized. The coding region runs from base 1 to 852 and encodes 283 amino acids. The transcript has 2 exons. Lineage: Eukaryota; Viridiplantae; Streptophyta; Magnoliopsida; Solanales; Solanaceae. The record is from RefSeq and is a predicted model, not a curated record.